This is a messenger RNA of Nerophis lumbriciformis (worm pipefish), 2406 nucleotides long. The record is from RefSeq and is a predicted model, not a curated record. NCBI's taxonomy places the organism in Eukaryota, Metazoa, Chordata, Actinopteri, Syngnathiformes, Syngnathidae.
ACUUCCGGUUGAGCUAGCAAGCUUAGUGGCCGCUCGAGUUUAAGGAGAUUUUCAUGCCUUGAAUUGCUUUCCUGCCAGGUUGCUGUGAUGUCAUCAGAGUCGGCUCCCGCCACGCCCACCCCGGGAGACGCGUACAAGGGCUGGCUCUUCAAGUGGACCAACUACAUCAAAGGUUACCAGAGACGCUGGUUUGUCCUCAACAAUGGGAUGCUGUCGUAUUACAGGAACCAAGCCGAGAUGGGCCACACGUGCCGCGGCACCAUCAACCUGGCCAUGGCCAGCAUCACGGUGGAGGACUCGUGCAAUUUUGUCAUCUCCAACGGCGGCGCGCAGACGUACCACCUGAAGGCCAGCUCAGAGGUGGAGCGCCAACGUUGGAUCACCGCCUUGGAACUAGCCAUACCGUCAGGUGGGUCAAGAGUUUCUCCCACGUUUUCCUCCGGUUCUUUUACCGGCGACGCCCUCUCUCGUUCGUCCGCAGACGACUCUGCCGACGAGGCGUCGGAAACGGGGACCGCCUCGGGGCAGGACGGCGUCCGAGGAUUGGAGAUCCAGGCCACGCUGCGCACGCUCAGCAGCAAAGUGGAGGACCUUAACACGUGUAAUGAUCUCAUAGUCAAGCAAGGAUCAGCAUUGCAAAGAUCCUUGUCGGAACUGGAGGCCCUUCCGUCGGCGGCCGACGCCAGCGAGAAGAUCCGGCAAGUGACGGAGAGGGCCACGCUCUUCCGGAUCACCUCCGACGCCAUGAUCAAGGCCUGCCGCGACUUCCUGUCCAUGGCGCAGAACCACAGCAAGCGCUGGCAAAAGGCCUUGCAGCUGGAGCGGGCGCAGCGCAUCCGCUUGGAGGAGACGCUAGAACAGCUGGCCAAGCAGCACAACCACCUGGAGAGAGCUUUUAGGGGCGCGCCCGCCUCCUACGCCGACGCCCAGUUAUGCAACAAAGGCCUAAUUUCCGGCAAGGGCGACGCCAGCGACGAGGAUGACGACAGCGAGUUUUUCGACGCCAUGGAGGACCCCGCCGAGUUCAUCACCGUCCCCGCCGAGCCAGAGUACCCCAGGAGAUCCGGCAGCAUCGUAAGCGGGCUGAGCAACGAGACCGCCGCCACGGACGAGCUGUCGUCGGACGAGCUGUCCGUCGCGUCCGAGUCGCCGUCGGCUGUAGUGGGGCAGCGCCGGACGCGCAUCCCGGAGAAGCCCGACUACUACCUCAACCUGUGGAGCGUGAUGAAGAACUGCAUCGGCAAGGAGCUCUCCAAGAUCCCCAUGCCGGUCAACUUCAACGAACCGCUGUCCAUGCUGCAACGCCUGACUGAGGAUUUGGAGUACUACGAGCUGCUGGACAAGGCCGCCAAGUGCGGCGGCUCCCUAGAGCAGAUGUGCUACGUGGCCGCCUUCACCGUGUCGUCCUACUCCACCACCGUGCAUCGCACCGGGAAGCCCUUCAACCCGCUGCUCGGGGAGACCUUCGAGUUGGAUCGUUUGCGGGAGUGCGGCUACCGGUCACUUUGUGAACAGGUGAGCCACCACCCGCCGGCAGCGGCCCACCACGCCUUCUCGGAAAAAGGCUGGACGCUCCGACAAGAAAUCGUUUUAGCCAGCAAGUUUCGUGGGAAAUACUUGUCCAUCAUCCCUUUGGGUUCAAUCCAGUGUAUGUUCAACAAGAGCGGCAACCAUUACUCUUGGAAGAAAGUCACUACCACAGUGCACAAUAUUAUCGUGGGAAAAUUGUGGAUUGAUCAGUCGGGCGAGAUUGACGUGGUCAACCACAAGACGGGCGAUCGCUGCCAUCUCAAGUUUUCGCCCUAUAGUUAUUUCUCCAGAGACGUACAAAGAAAGGUGACGGGCGUGGUGACGGAUGCCGAGGGCAAGGCGCACUACGUGCUAUCGGGCACGUGGGACGACAAACUGGAGCUGUCCCGGAUCCUGCAGAGCAGCACCGGCGCCGAUGGCAACGAGGGCAAGCAGAGGACCGUGUACCGCACCCUCAAAGCCAAGGAGAUCUGGAGGAAGAACCCCUUGCCGGAGGGGGCGGAGAACAUGUACUUCUUCUCGGCGCUGGCGCUGACGCUCAACGAGGACGAGGAGGGCGUGGCGCCCACCGACAGCCGGCGACGCCCCGACCAGCGUCUGAUGGAGGAGGGCCAGUGGGAGGCCGCCAACGCCGAGAAGCAGAGGCUGGAGGAGAAGCAGCGGGCCGCUCGUAGAGAGCGCGAGCGGGACUCGGUCCGGCUCACCGACGCAGACGCCGCCGACCAAGGCGGCCAAGCCGACAGCAGCUACCAGGCGCUGUGGUUCCACAAGGCGCACGACCCCGUUUCGGGGGAGACGAUGCACGUCUACAAGGGAGGCUACUGGGAGACCAAAGACGGCGGCGACGGCUGGGACGUCUGCCCCGACAUCUUCUAA